Molecule: messenger RNA, 351 nt
Organism: Plasmopara halstedii
Lineage: Eukaryota; Oomycota; Peronosporomycetes; Peronosporales; Peronosporaceae
Exons: 1
Coding region: 1-351 (116 amino acids)
Source: RefSeq, a predicted model, not a curated record
AUGCAAGUGGAAGUGGACUACAAGUUCAUUGAGCUUGUUGCGUACGCAAACCCACAGACGGGCAAGGUUGCCAAGACUCUUCAAAUUAACAACGUUGGCGAAUACACGUCGUGCGAGAUGAGUUCUGAAAGUGUCGAUGUAUCCACGUAUUUUUUCACAAUUUUCCAGGUUAGCAUGGCUGAGAGGAUGAGGGGAAUGACGAAGGGAUUUUCACUCUGUAUGUUGGAAUAUGCUGGCUUGACCGAGGCGUUUAGGGUUGAAGCAGUGACGACGACUACAUUGUUGCGCAAUAUUUGCCCAUGUAUGACAAGUCGCCACAUUGAGACUGGACGGGCAAGACGACAUUGCUGA